AUGCCUAAGGCACAGUCCAAUGGAGUGUCCAGGCAAAACUUUGCCUCCAAGAAACAUCAAGGAGCAAGCUUUAAGGGCUGUUUUUCCAUUUUGUCCGUGGCAUUUGUUGGUUUUAUCUGUGGUGUAUUCUUGGUGAACUGGUGCAAAGUAAGUGUCAUGUCCAAUUGUGCCAAACACGGUUCAUGUUGCAAAGAAAUUAGACUUAUUCCGGGAGAGGCAGGUGCAGAGGAAUCACAGGCGGAUGAUAACGAUAAAGAAGCAAAGGCAGAUGGUAGAGAUAAUUUUAUUUUUGUAGGAAUUAUGACCGCUAAAAAAUUUAUUGAUAACCGUGGAUUAGCUUCACAUAGGACUUGGGCAAGCAAUAUCAAUGGAAAAGUAAUGUUCUUCUCCAGCGAAGGUUCUACGUCGAGUUUUGGGGUUCCAGUAGUGGCUUUACCGGGUGUUGACGACCACUAUCCUCCCCAGAAAAAGUCUUUUAUGAUGCUAAAGUACAUGUAUGACCACUUUUUGGAUAAAUAUGAAUGGUUUAUGCGAGCAGAUGAUGAUGUUUUCAUAAAAGGAGAUAAAUUAGACGACUUUCUCCGUGGAAUUAACAGCUCCCAGCCUCUUUUUAUCGGCCAGGCUGGGACAGGGAAGGCAGAUGAGUUGGGAAAAUUAGCGCUGUCCGCCCAUGAAAACUUUUGCAUGGGAGGACCAGGCAUGAUAUUUAGUCGUGAGACAUUAAGAAGGAUGGCACCACACAUAAGCUACUGUUUACGCAACUUGUACACCUCCCAUGAGGAUGUUGAGAUUGGUCGGUGUGUGCGCAAGUUUGCUGGAAUUCAGUGUACGUGGUCCUAUGAG
Candidula unifasciata is the source of this 843-nucleotide messenger RNA. NCBI's taxonomy places the organism in Eukaryota, Metazoa, Mollusca, Gastropoda, Stylommatophora, Geomitridae. The record is from the annotation of a GenBank genome assembly.